UGUCCUUGCAUGACAUGGCGGGGGUGAUCCUGGCACCGAAGGAGGCCAUCUGUUCAGCCCCGAGUCAAAAUGUAUCGAGCUGCUUUUAGGUCGGGCUUGCACAAUAAUGAAACCGGAAUGGGGUAGAAUUCUUUAAAAUCAGAGCAAUCCAUUGGACCGUCUCCAUUUAAAACUUUUUGAGGACACUUUUUUGAAGGCCACAGUCAAAAACAAGGAUGCAACGAGUCACCCAGUUCAGUCCCUGACAUCCAGUACUCCUCAAUGACCAGUGAUCAAAACAUGGAGAUGACAGACCAAUCAUCUAACCAAUCCUCCCCCAGCCAGUGGUCCAGCCCCAGUGACCCCAGCAGCAGCUCCAGCAGCGAGGGCUCGGGAAGCUGGACCUCUGGAGUUACCCGCCUCCUGCACAGCUCCAUCAGGAAGCAGUGCCAGGAAGCGUUUCAGACUCGACUCAGAGAGGACCGAGCACUGGGGGAGCUCCCGGCUCGUCCAUCCAGGGGGCCUCACUGCAGAGCUCAUCCACAGGCUGGGCAGAGAGGGAGCUGCAGCUAUAAGAGUCUGCAUCUGGGGAGGAGCUGUGCACAAACCAGCUCUGAGAGUGCACAACUGCAUCGGGUCCGCCAGGAAAGGACAAAAGCCAAAGUGAAGUUCUCCCGGUUUCUGGAUGAAGUGACGUCCAACGUGCUGAAACCAAACUGCCUGCAGGCGUUAGACAAACCAGUUCCUCCAUCAGAUCUGCCUGAGGAGCUGAUCCACGUGGUGAGCUCUGGGCUGCUUCCUCCCAUGGCCCAGCAACAACAGAGCCCCUUACCUGAGCCGAAGUCUCCAGAAGAUGGGAGCUCUGAAAAACCACCACCGAAAGUCUACCUGGAAACAGACAUCGACUCGGUCAGGAGGGACGAGGAACCACAGGACCUGGAGAUCAAAACAGAGCCACCGCUGCCGCUAGAAAUAAACGAGGACAACGUGAUCCCACCUCCUCCACAGUUCUAUGAAGGAUUUAAGAUGAAGAUUCCUCUUCCUCAGCUUCAUCACGACUUCCCCAGAUACCCCUACAGAUCUGCCUCUGUGCCCAGGGGCAUCAACAUGCUGCCUGACGAGGAGAUGAGCAGCGUAGACGCUAUCAGCUCACUGCUGGAGCAGAAGGAGGACCUGCGAAAAAGACUUUCCUACACGACACACAAGCUGGAGCUGCUGCAGAACGAGUUCGACUCCACCAGGCAGUACCUGGAGACAGAGCUGCGGAGAGCACAGGAGGAGCUGGACAAGUUCACAGAUAAACUGCGCAGAAUACAGAGCAGCUACUCGGCACUACAGAGGAUCAACCAGGAUCUGGAGGAAAAGAUUCACAGAGAUUCUCAGCACCACGAUGAUGAAAAACGAGCUCUGAGCAGAGAAAUCAUCGUCCUCAACAACCACCUGAUGGAGGCCAAGCUCACCAUCGAGAAGCUGCAGGAGGACAACGAUGUGUACAGAAAAGACUGUAACCUGGCUGUUCAGCUGCUGCAGUGCAACAAGUCUCUGUACAGAGCCCAGCUCUCUGAGCUGCCCGCGGACUUUCAGGAGCGCCUGACGGUGCACCUGGAGGAGGCUCCUCUCUGCCACGACUACCCCGACUCCGCCUCCCUCAUGGCCGACGUGCUGGAGAAGCCCGACGAAGCCUGCAGCAGCAGCCAGGUGUCCCGUUCCCCCAGCCCCCAGGCCCAGGAGCACACGUUCAUCCUGGAGCGACUGGGCCCCGAGGAGCGCCUCGGGCUCCGCGCCGCCUACAAAUCGGACCUGUACAGCAGCGACACGGCCCUGUACUGCCCCGACGAGCGACACCGCGAGCGGAGGCCCAGCAUGGACGUGCACGGCUACAGGACGCUGCUGUACGGGCCUCAGAACUCCACCGACAGCACCCCGGAGGAGGGCUCCGUGGGGCUGAGGGACGGCUUCUCCCAGGAGCAUUUCGACAAGUUCCCCGCCGCGCUGGGCGGAGCCUCCAGCUCCUACUCCAGCUUCAGCGGCGAGGGGUCCGAGGACAAGGGCAACAACCCGCCCAGCAGCGCGGCGUCCUCGCCCCGCCACCACUCCCUCUACAUGGAGUGGAGGGACGCGGGGGACUACGAGAGGAAGAGCGACUCGUCCUGGGAGAGGGACAGCCCCGGGAGCUUCUCCAACGCUCACCCCUUCCAGCAGAGCGAGCUGAGCCACCACCAGAACGGCAGCUCUCCGGUCUACAGCCGCACCAUGUCCUCGUGUUUCAGCGAGCCCUACGAGCCGCUGCCUCCGUCCUCGUCCCCGAGCGUGGCCUACGGGGACAGCCGCCGCGGGAGCAUGUUGGCCCCCGAGGAGGAGGAGCUGAUCAGCCGGUGGCGGCAGCUCAGCGUGGAGGACCUGAGCGCCCACUCGUACCGCAGCCCCGGCCGGGCCUCGCCGUACAGCUUCUCCGAGCAGCACUUCUCCGUCCGCCCGGCCAAGAUCCGGCUCGGCCCGCUCUACAGCAGCUUCCAGGAGGGGGCCGACUACUACCGCCACCAGGGAGCGGACGCCGUGGACCCAGCGUGGGCGGCCGCCAGCCCCGAACGCAGCCCGGGUCUGCGGCAGGCCCAUAGCCAGGCCCACCUGUACCGGGCCGAGGACGGCCAGGGCUCCGAGCACAGCCUCUACCACUCGGGGAGCUCCAAGGACAGGGAGGGCGGCGCGGCGGCUGCGGGCCAGAGCGCCGACUACAUGGAGCCCAGCCCCAACAGCUCCACCGAGUCGCUCCACCACAGGUCCCUGGAGAUGGCCGCCGAGCUGCAGCACUACCAGGUGGUGGAGAUGCACAGCAUGCCCGCUCAGGUGGGCCAGCCGCCGCAGACCCCACCCCCUCCCUCGCCCUACAACCAGAAGUUUGGCUCGUUGGGGCUUUCCAGGAAGGACAGUCUGACCAAGGCCCAGCUUUACGGAACUCUCCUGAACUAAACCCAACCAGGUGUCACCUUUAACCACGGCCUCGGUGCGCUCCGCCCUGCUGCUAACCUGGAAACGGUCCCGAGGAGCGGAUACUUCCUGAAGAUGUAACCGCAGACCCCUCCAGAGUCCUGACGGCUUACAGUGGAAACGUCCGGUGGAAGUGAGUCCAAAGGGAACGGGCAGGGGGAGGAGCCUGCCGUCCCUUCAAAUGUAAUAAAGAAGUUUAUGUAUCGAAGUUACAGCUGUAUAAAUUAUAGUAAAAAUUCAGUGAUAUAUUUGAUAUGUAGUCGUUAGAAAGGGAUUCGUUCAAAACAAGUUCAGACCUUCUUGACAUUCAUGGAACUUGUGUAUAAAUAAAAACGCUGCUGCUGACGCCAUAUGGAAAUUCACAGUUCAGUU
This is a messenger RNA of Austrofundulus limnaeus, 3339 nucleotides long. RefSeq names its product brain-enriched guanylate kinase-associated protein. Gene Ontology annotation, cellular component: synapse. Lineage: Eukaryota; Metazoa; Chordata; Actinopteri; Cyprinodontiformes; Rivulidae. The record is from RefSeq and is a predicted model, not a curated record. The coding region runs from base 262 to 2949 and encodes 895 amino acids. The transcript has 7 exons.